This is a messenger RNA of Trematosphaeria pertusa, 4754 nucleotides long. RefSeq lists its product as uncharacterized. The record is from RefSeq and is a predicted model, not a curated record. The transcript is spliced from 4 exons. The coding region runs from base 394 to 4302 and encodes 1302 amino acids. Lineage: Eukaryota; Fungi; Ascomycota; Dothideomycetes; Pleosporales; Trematosphaeriaceae.
CUCCCCAAAGGCGCGCUUUUCGUCAUCGCGGAUCCUUGCCGCGGGAGUGCCCAGAAUUCCUCCGCCAUAUCCACGACGACACUCCACCCCACAGCGUCCGCUCCUGCUCCCUCCUCUACUCUACUCUGCUGCACUCCCAGUCUUUUCCACCCCGGAGCCCCCCCUCCAGCCGUAUCCGCGCCAUCCGCAGCGCCCGUCCCGGCUGCCCGUCGCUCGCUUUGCGUAUUUCCUAGCUGGGAACUUUUUCUACUAUCCCACCCUUGCAUCCACCCGGCGCAUCCGUGGCUUGCGCGGCUGAUCCGACAACACCACGCGCCUGAGCAGAUACACAGAAGCCCGUCAGCAGCGGAGGGCCGUUCGCUUACACGUGUAGCCAAUUGCUCUGCAGCGGCCAUGGCUCGCCCAAAGAGAGUGCUCUCUUUCAUGUCAGAAUGGGGAGGCCACUCGUCAAACCGCCGGACGCCCUCGUCGAACGCAGCUUCGCCGACUCCGCACUCGCCCAGGGAGAAGCCGCCGAAUGCGUCCUCCUUCUCCGUCUCCUCCGUCACCCACGAUAGCGACUUCAACUCGCCCGGCUCGCAGCCGCGCCCCGACUCGCGGCCGUCGUCGCGCCCAAUGUCCAUGAUACAGACAUACCAGCCUCCCGUCAUGGAGGUCAGCCAGGACACGCUGCCCGAGCUGCAACGUAUCUUCAUGUUCCUGAACAGCCACUCGAACAAGCUGUACCAGGAGGGCUACUUCCUCAAGUUCCACGACACCGAUACGCGCGGCCGCCCAGCCCCAGAUCGGGUGUGGCAAGAGUGCUUCGCGCAACUAGUGGGCACCAUCCUGUCCCUCUGGGACGCGAGCGAGCUGGACAGAGUCAGCAGCGACGCUGAGGUGCUGCCGACAUUCAUCAACCUCACGGACGCGGCGAUCCACAUGAUGCCUUCUAUGGUGCUGAGCGACGGCAAGAAGCUCGACAACAUCCUGAGCGUGUCCACAGCAGCGAGCAACAAGUACCUGUUCCACUUCAACUCGUUCAAUUCGCUAACGCAAUGGACCGCCGGCAUCCGAUUGGCCAUGUACGAGCACACGACGCUCCAGGAGGCGUACACGGGCGCGUUAAUUGCCGGCAAGGGCAAGACAUUGAACAAUAUCCGCGCGAUCCUGGAUCGACAACGCACAAAGUACGAAGACUGGGUGCGUGUGCGAUUCGGCGCGGGAACGCCGUGGCGCCGGUGCUGGGCCGUCGUCAACCCGCCCGACGAGAAGGAGUACACCAAGCUGCAAAAGACGCAAAAGAAGAACAUUUACAAUAACAAGCCCGUGGUUCUUAAGGGGGACAUAAAGUUCUACGACUCGAAGAAGGUCACCAAGAAGAGCCGACCCAUCGCCACGGUCAACGAUGCGUAUUCGUGCUACGCAAUUUACCCGCAGUCGAAGCCGCUCAUUGACCAGUCAACCCUAGUCAAGAUUGAGGGGAAGAUCACGAUCCAUUCAAGCCCGGAAAAGGUCACCGAGGGCUUCGUUUUUGUCAUGCCUGAAACGCGCCCGGCAGUGUCCGGUUUCGAGAUCAUGCUUCAGUUCUUAUUCCCGGUCUUCGAUACCUUUGCCCUGUACGGGCGCCCGACCAAGUUGAUCGCAGAUGUACUGGACUCGCGCGGCUUGAUGUUCGCCAUGCCUUCGGACAGGCGUUACGGCUACCUGGAGAUGUGGGAUGUGGUCAGCUUGAUUCACACCGAUGGCAGUCAGAACUGGUCCGAGCGGCAGUGGAGGAAGCAAUUGAAGGAUUUGACAUCUAAACGCAUGGCAUCUACCCCGCGCGAUCGAAGCAGGACUACUAGCCGUAGAAACACGAUUAACCGCACCAGCCUACCACCGUCCCGCAGCGGUACCCUAAGAUUCGAGGAACGUGGCUCGAUACGGUCCCAACCGUCUACCCGCCAGACAUCUCCAGCCCGACCCGGGGAAAACCAGCCACAAGAACCGCGGAGAGUGGAUUCCGCACCACCGACUGCGCCAUUUUCAACGCCACGCCAUCAACGUUCGGUUUCUGAACAGACGAAUGGGUGCAGGCAGUAUCACGCCGAAACACCAUCACGUCUCGCCCAAUCAGCGAGUGUGGACGACUACAACAGUCCGCCGCCUCCACCACCGCACCGUCAGCUCGAUGGGUCCCCUCAGCCGCAUGAAGGAUACGAGACUUCUGACGGAGAGACUCCAAGCCCAGAUGCUCGCAAUCUACCCGAGGUCCAGCUUGCGCCCACGGCUCCACCCUUGGGUCCAGUCGAGCACCCUCCAACGUUCGCUCAUGCACCGAGCCAGAGGCCACCAGUUCAGCCAUAUCAUCCUCUUACGAUGAAGCCGGACGCGCAUAUGGAUUCUGCGACGCUUCAUCAGCUGGCUGACGCGACGAACACGCCUAUUCCGGCAGGAGUUGCGGUGGCCGGCGCAGCUGCAGCGUGGCGAAGUCAUGACAGUCUGGGUGGUAGGCGAAGCGGCGAAUAUGACAGACAGGGAAGCAGAGAUCAAGACUAUCCGAAUGCUAACGUCCAGAGUCAGAACUACUCUAGACCUGGGCAUUCGGGCAGUCGUCUUCCCACUAUUCCUGCCUCGCCGUUCGUGGAACAGGAGCAAUUUGUGGAAUCGCCUACAGUAUAUCAGCCAACAGCCCCACCUGUCCCCGAACACGCCGAGCUGCCGCCGUCGCGGCCGAGCCUUGAGUUUGCCCAGGAGCAGCGCCCCGGCAGCGGAGGCAGCCACUCAAUUCAUCGUAAACCAGUACCAGGUCGGUCUUCAUUGUCCCUGCGAGGGGAUGAUACCCACUCGGCCACAAGCUCAAGUCUCGGCAGUUUACGAAACGACGUAGUCGAUCCCGAAGCCCUCGAUGCCCUCAAUUACACCAAUCCAGCACUGCUGAGGCAGCCCAGUCAGUCAAGCAGUCGCUAUGAAGAUGAUGCAGUGUCAACCUCUACGCCCGAUUAUGCAAGCACGGCCAGUGAAGAAGCACCGAAGCCGGCGACAAGGCUUCCAGAGCGGCCGCGGAGUGGCAUGCUGAAGUUUGUUGGGAACCCAGAUCUGAAUCCCAAGCCUGAUCUUGUUAUUGGAGACGCCCAUUACAAACCCGAUUCGAAGCCAGCGGAAGCGUCGUCCGACAUCCCCACCAUUGAUUUUGGUCCCACGUACUCUCUAGCGCCCGACGCCAAACGCCCCGGGACUAGCGGAACUAUGACCCAAGCCUUCCAUGACAAUAGUGUCUCGCGGUCGAAGGAGAAUCUUGCUGCCUCUCCGAAUGAGCAGAAACGGCUGUCGUAUUCAGGCAGGACAACGCCCAUCGCAGCGGCACACAUGCGCAGCUCCUCAGCCUCUCCACAACCCUCGGAUAGCCGGAGCGUCGCUUGGCAACCCGGUAUGGCAUCCCCAGGCCACCCAGAUAAGCAGAAGCUUGAUCCGGAGGAGUGGGUAGUGCAACGUGCUGCUGCCGCUGCCCAGCCACGAGAGUAUCCUCAUGGCAGGAGCAAGUCUCACACUCCACCCCCCUUGAGCCGAAACCAGUCAGGCGAUUGGUCUCAUCUGCAACGAACUCCAGAGGCCAUGCCUGCACGUCCACCGAGCCGACCCCUCAGCCGACCGCUGUCCCGAGGGGCUGAACGCCUACUUGAUCAGCGCCCCUCGUCAUUGUCCGCUCGCGAGCAAGAGCAGGUGGCACGGAUAACAAACACGCCACUCAUCGAUUUGACGAAGAAUCCGAACAAAGAGCAGAAGCCGUCUUCGUCGGGCCUUACAGCUUACAUCGAUCAUCGAGAGAAAGAGAAGGCUGCUGCGAAGGCGAAUCGGAGCACGGCGGCUAUGCAGGCUGAGAUUGAUCGGCGCAUGAUGGCGGCACAGCAACGGCAGAUGAUGGAGAUGCAGCAGAUGGGUCAGCAGCAAAUGCAAAUGGGGCAAUCAAUGGGGCAACCAAUGGGACAGCAAAUGAGUAUGCCUGGUGGAUACUCUACACCGACACCGGCCAUGAUGGGAACGCCGCAGGUGUACCCGCCAGCAUUCGCCUACUCGAGUCCCGGCCAGAUGCAGCAUAUGUACCAACAGCAGCAGGGCUACUUCCCGCAGCAGGGGAUGUCGCCAGGCAUGCAGCAGGGUUGGGGGACCCCAAGCCCGCAGCCGAUGCAGGGACAGUUCUUCAUGCAACAGCAGCAACCAGGGCAGCAACUAGGGCAGCAACCGCAGCAGCACGUCACGCAACCCUAUGGCGCUAGCUUCGACCAGGCGCAAGCGGCGGCUCGUUAUGCGCACCAGCAGGGGCAGACUCGGCGGCAGUGAGGUGUUGAUGACAGGCGUUGAAAAGGGCGGAGACGAUCGAAUUAUGAAGUGACGAUACGAAUGAUCAUAUGGGGAAUGCGUUCUUGGGAUGGUUCUUCCCCUGUACAUUUUUGCAUGGUACAGGCUUCGCUUUUUAAUGGGCGGGUAUCUUGAGCUUUUCUCAUGUACAAAUGCAUCAUCAAAAGGCUUGCGUUUCUGGAUUGCAUGGGUUAGCUCUCCGGGGAGUAUUAGAUGGUGUAUCUGUAUGCAUUUGUUGGGGGCAUUUGCAUCGUCGGCUCAUUUUUUGGGUGUCGGUGGCUGGAAUGAUAUUUGGAGUUUGAACUUGACUGAGAUGGUUGAUGCUGUGAUGCUGUGAUGCUGUUUUGCGCGUUGCAUUGGGAGGAAGUCUUACUGUGGAGGAAUGGUGCAUGGGAGUAGUGGUGCUGAGUAUUGAGGUCUGUGCAUGGCGAUGG